Sphaerodactylus townsendi is the source of this 3898-nucleotide messenger RNA. It is a transcript of the gene ANPEP, whose product is annotated as alanyl aminopeptidase, membrane. Gene Ontology annotation, cellular component: cytoplasm. The record is from RefSeq and is a predicted model, not a curated record. The coding region runs from base 597 to 3572 and encodes 991 amino acids. Lineage: Eukaryota; Metazoa; Chordata; Lepidosauria; Squamata; Sphaerodactylidae. Gene Ontology annotation, biological process: proteolysis; peptide catabolic process. Gene Ontology annotation, molecular function: metalloaminopeptidase activity; zinc ion binding; peptide binding. The transcript has 21 exons.
GCCUCCUCCCCAAAUGCUUUCCAGAUGCGCUCGCUGGGCAGCUGCCGCAUCCGUGGGUGGGUCUGUCCCUUCCAGGUCUGAGAGAGAGCACUGCAGGCCUCGCCAGUAGCAGAGACGGUGAUGGCCAAAAGGGAGCAGCUUCGACCCCCUUGCUCCGGGACUCCCGGUUUCUGCUGCCUCCCGUCCUUGGAAGUGCCUUCCAACUCCAGGAUCUGCCUCUGGCUGGGCCAGCAGCCCAGGGGUUAAAGCGGGGAGAGAGAUCAGGGCUGAGCCCGCCAAAAAGAGCCCUGGCAUGAUAGCUGGUCUGGAAAGCAUGCCAGAGAGCUGGCCCCUCUGCAAGAGCCAGGGGAGGACAGGAGCAGCGGCCAUGGCGGUGGCGGCAGCACCCAGAAACGGCACCUGGAUUCCCCGUUCUCCCUUAACUCUGCUGAGGGCCGUGGAAAAAAGGCAUCUCUGAGGUCCCGGAGGAGCUGCGACCUUCGCCCGUUUCCUGGCUGUUUACUCAUUAAUCUGGGGCUCAUAAAUCCCAGCAGGCGGCAGAUAAAAGCUUGGCCCUGCACCUCUUGCUCUCCGACCCUCUCCAGGCACCGUCAGCCAUGGCCAAGGGCUUCUUCAUCAGCAAGACUCUGGGCAUUGUGGGCAUCGCCCUCGGGCUGGCCGCCCUGGCCACCAUCAUCGCCCUCUCCGUGGUCUACUCUCAGCUGAAGCAGCAGACAGACAACGCUGCGCCCGGACCCUCUACAGCCACCACUACCACCACCACCACCAGUACCAGCGGCAUCCCUGGCCCCAGCACCACCACCACCAGCGGCAUCCCUGGCCCCAGCACCACCACCACCAGCGGCAUCCCUGGCCCCAGCACCACGCCCACGCCAGAGAACCCCUGGAACAAGUGGCGCCUGCCCAGCACCCUGCGACCCGAGAGCUACACGAUCUCCCUGCAGCCUUUCCUGAAGCCCAACGACCAGGGCCUCUAUGUGUUCCACGGCAACAGCUCCGUGCGCUUCCUCUGCCAGAACGCCACCGACCUCAUCCUCAUCCACAGCAAGAAGCUGAACUACACGGCCCCCCAGGUCUCCCUGACGGGGGUCAACGGGGCCCCCACCCCCAACAUCAGCAGCAUCAGUGAGGAGAAGGAGACCGAGUACCUGGUGGUGCAGCUCAGCAGCCAGCUACAGGCCAACCAGCAAUAUGAGCUCCACACCAGCUUCACCGGGGAACUGGCCGACGACCUGGCCGGCUUCUACCGCAGUGAAUACCAGGAGGAUGGGCAGGCCAAGGUGGUGGCCACCACACAGAUGCAGGCGGCUGACGCCCGCAAGGCCUUCCCCUGCUUCGACGAGCCUGCCAUGAAGGCCACCUUUGCCUUGACACUGAUCCACCCGCCUGACCACGUGGCGCUCUCCAACAUGCCAGCAAACAGGACUGAAAACGUGACCAUCAAUAAUGAAGUGUGGACCAGGACUGUGUUUGAGCCCACCCUCAAGAUGUCCACCUACCUGCUCGCUUUCAUUGUGAGCCAGUUUGAGGCGGUGAAGACCUACCAGAACAGCACCUUGAUCCAGAUCUGGGGCCGGCCGAAGGCCAUCAGGGAGGGGCAGGGGGAGUAUGCACUCAAUGUCACGGGACCCAUCCUCAGCUUCUUCGAGCGGCACUACAACACUGCCUACCCCUUGGACAAGUCAGACCAGGUGGCCCUUCCGGAUUUCAAUGCAGGAGCCAUGGAGAACUGGGGUCUGGUGACCUACAGGGAGAACGCGCUGCUCUUCGACCCCCUCUACUCCUCCAUCGGCAACAAGGAGCGGGUGGUGACAGUCAUUGCUCACGAACUGGCCCACCAGUGGUUCGGGAACCUGGUGACUCUCGCUUGGUGGAACGACCUCUGGCUGAACGAAGGCUUUGCCUCCUACGUGGAGUACCUGGGAGCCGAUGCCGCGGAGCCCACCUGGAAUAUUAAAGACCUCCUGGUGACCAACGACAUGUACCGCGUGAUGGCCGUUGACGCCCUGGUUUCCUCGCACCCACUCUCCUUCCGGGAGGCGGAGAUCCAGACGCCAGCUCAGAUCAGCGAGGUCUUUGACUCCAUCGCCUACAACAAGGGGGCGUCUGUGCUGCGGAUGCUCUCCGAGUUUCUUACGGAGGAGCGGUUUAAACGGGGGCUGCAGUCUUACCUGCACACCUUUGCCUACGGAAACACUGUCUACAGCGACCUCUGGGAGCACCUGCAGAUGGCAGUCGACGAGGAUCAGUUCUAUCUCCCAGGAACCAUCGAGAACAUCAUGAACCGCUGGACUCUGCAGAUGGGCUUCCCCGUGCUGAGCGUGGACACCCGCCUGGGCAGCGUUUCCCAGCGGCACUUCCUGCUGGAUCCCAACUCCACUGUGCAGCGGCCCUCGGAAUUCAACUACACCUGGAUCGUCCCCGUCUCCUGGAUGACGUCAGACAACCAGACAGGAACGUACUGGCUCCAGGAGACAUCAGACACAAACGGCAACUUCUCGACUGCUUCCGAACCUGGCAAGUGGCUGAUCUGCAACAUCAACGUGACGGGCUACUUCCGCGUGAACUACGACCAGGAGAACUGGGACAGGCUCCUGGGACAGCUGGGGAGCAACCACCAGGUCAUCCCUGUCCUGAAUCGUGCUCAGCUGAUUGAUGACGCCUUCAACCUGGCCAGGGCAAACUACACCAGCACAGAACUGGCCCUGAACACGACGCGCUACCUGUCUCUGGAGACAGACUACCUGCCCUGGGACACGGCCCUCAGCAACCUGGGCUACUUCAAGCUCAUGUUUGAUCGCAGCGAGGUCUAUGGGCCUAUGAAGAAGUACAUCAGGAAACAGGUGGCUCCUCUGUUCGAACAUUUCCGGAACCUCACCCAGAACUGGAUCACCGUUCCUUCUGGCCUGAUGGAUCAGUACAAUGAGAUUUCCGCCAUCAGCACGGCCUGCUCUUUUGGCAUCCCGGAAUGUGAAGCCCUGGCGGCAGACCUCUUCAGCAAAUGGAGGGAAAAUGCCAGCUCAAACCCGAUCACCCCCAACCUGCGGUCGUCCAUCUAUUGCACUGCCAUUGCCCUGGGCGGGGAGGAGGCCUGGGACUUCGGAUGGGAGAUGUUCCAGAAGGCCACCGUGGUGUCCGAGGCCGACAAGCUCCGCUCCGCUCUGGCCUGCAGCCAGGAGCCCUGGAUCCUACAGCGGUACCUGAAGUAUACCCUGGACCCCUCCAAGAUCCGCCGGCAAGAUGCCACCUCCACCAUCAACAGUAUUGCCCGCAACGUGCACGGGCAGAGCUUGGUGUGGGACUUUGUGCGUGCCAACUGGAAGACGCUGUUUAGCCAGUACGGCGGCGGCUCCUUCUCCUUCGCCAGCCUCAUCCAGGCCGUGACUCAGAGAUUCUCUUCGGAGUUUGAACUCCAGCAGCUGGAGCAAUUCCAGAAGGACAACGCGGAUGUGGGAUUUGGUUCUGGAACUCGGGCUGUGGAGCAGGCGCUGGAGAAGACCAAGGCCAACAUCAAGUGGGUGGCGGAGAACCAGGCUGCGGUGCUGCAGUGGUUUCAGAGGGAGAGCCAGUAGGGGGAGAGCCGGGCUCGCCGGGGUGCUCCCCUUGGGUCUCUGCUGCCCCUCAGCCUGCCCUCAACCAAAGACGGCUCCCCUCUCCCGCCUUUGCCGAGCCCGUGUGCUCCUGUGACGCUUUUCCAGUGCGGAGGGGCAGCGUUUCUCCUGCAAGGCACAGGGACGUUCUUUUCAGCGACUUAAUUCAUCCAGUGACUAUCUCAGGGCCCUGGGGACGAAGGCAAAGACUGGACUCCCCUGUUGCGAUCCCCCUGCCUCCCACCCACCGCAUUCUAUAAUUUUGUACCCCCAACUUGAUGAAUAAAAGAAUUCUACGUCCAGGUUUA